Molecule: messenger RNA, 456 nt
Organism: Diaporthe amygdali
Lineage: Eukaryota; Fungi; Ascomycota; Sordariomycetes; Diaporthales; Diaporthaceae
Exons: 2
Coding region: 1-456 (151 amino acids)
Biological process (GO): G protein-coupled receptor signaling pathway
Cellular component (GO): heterotrimeric G-protein complex
Molecular function (GO): G-protein beta-subunit binding
Source: RefSeq, a predicted model, not a curated record
AUGUUUGAGCAGCAGGAGCAAGACAAGGACAAGGAUCGACUCCGCCAUCACGCAAUCCCCCGAUCGCCCACUCGACCCGACAUCGCCUCCGGUUCCGCCCAGUCUUCCUCUCCGUCCAGACGUCCUUCGCGCAAUAGGGCCAAUUCGGCAUCCACCUCGUCCCACGCACCCAGCAUGCCUCAAUACACCUCCCGUGAUGUCGGCGACCCGACCCAGAUCAAGAAGAACAAGCAGAGCAUGGCGGACCUCAAGCUGCGCCGCCUGACCGAGCUCAACAACAGACUGCGCGAGGAUCUAGAGCGAGAACGUAUCCCCGUCAGCCAGGCGAGCAAAAGCAUCAUCGCCUACUGCAACAGCACCAGAGAUUACAUGGUCGUCAAUGUCUGGGGUGUCGUACCAAAGGGCGAGGACCCUUACGCACCACAACAGAGCGGCGGGUGCUGUUUGGUCAUGUAA